Molecule: messenger RNA, 1218 nt
Organism: Gamsiella multidivaricata
Lineage: Eukaryota; Fungi; Mortierellomycota; Mortierellomycetes; Mortierellales; Mortierellaceae
Exons: 8
Coding region: 1-1218 (405 amino acids)
Molecular function (GO): FAD binding
Source: RefSeq, a predicted model, not a curated record
AUGUCUUUGAGCGAGCCAACGCGUUUCGCUCUCUCGCUUGGGCUGUACGAGGAUAUCAAAAAUAUGUCCAUCCCUUGCAACAGCGCGGAUAUGUACAACGCAGAUGGGAAGUUUCUAGGAUCUCUCGACGCGAAUGAUACCGUGCCCAUUGUCGGAUACAGCCAGGUGAUCUUUGCACGGCCGAGACUAUAUGAACUGUUGCUGAAGCAGGUCCCUUCCGAAAAGAUCACUCUCCGGAAGAAGGUCCUCAGAACAGAGGAAAAGGAGGGCAAGAUGCACAUCUACUGCUCAGACAACACGUCGUAUGAGGGCGACAUCCUAGUCGGAUGCGACGGUGCCUACAGUAAUGUGCGCCAAAACAUGUUCCAACAGAUGAAGGCCAAGGAUCUCCUACCUGCCGUGGAUGGGGAGGAUAUGGCGAUUGGGUUCGUGAGCAUGGUCGGCGUGGCAGACUCGCAGGACUUGAAAAAGUAUCCACAACUCAAGGACCCAUUUUGUCACUUUUCGUGCGCCCUUGGCAAGGACAACCGCAGUUGGGGUGUUUGCAACGUCGCAGACAACCAGGUCUGCUGGGGUCUCAACAUCCAGCUCUCGGAACAGGAAGCCAAGGUUCAACGCUUUCGCAAUUCAGAGUGGGGACCAGAAUCGAUCGAGACGAUGAUCAAGGAGUUUCAGGAUGUGCCGUCGCCUUGGGGAGGUACCAUGGGCGAGUUCAUACACGCGACACCUAAGGAUUUGAUUUCAAAAGUCUUUUUGGAGGAGAAGCUCUUCCAGACCUGGUAUCAUUCGCGUACCGUACUUCUUGGAGAUGCCUGCCACAAGAUGUUGCCAGGUGCUGGACAAGGUGCUGUGAGCGCAAUGCAGGAUGCUGUGGUGCUCGCCAACUGCAUCUACAACAUGAACGAUAAGACCCCGGAAAGUCUUACGGCCGCUUUCAAGGAUUAUCGUGAGCAGCGUUUCGACCGAGUCAGCAACCAGUACAAGGCAAGCAAGGAGAUGUCCAAGAUUCUGUCUGGUCAGACAUGGUCAGAGCGAUUCUUCCGCUAUAUCAUCCUCAAUUGGAUUCCCAGCUUCCUUCAGAACCAGCAAUCGCUCCUGGGACUUGACUACCGUCCACAAAUUGCAUGGCUGCCCCUGGCUGAGAACCGAGGAACAGUGUCCGUACUUCCCCAGCAAGGAAAGAGGGAACCGUUGGCAGAACAGGCAUCUGCAUUGUGA